AUGCCUGGACCAAAUAAGAACUUUCGCCAUGGCCCCAAGCGGCAAAGGAGGACCGAACCUAAGCGGAAGGAAAAGUCGAACGAAUUUGACGAGGUUUUGCAGCUCGAUAUUGACAAACUUCUGAAGAAGAACAAGCCUGAGGUCGACAGCGCCGCCGACGCUCCUACUCCGCCGCCGUCCACUCUUCCAGAACUUUUUACGGAGAUUGAGGUGACUGUCGAGGAGAUAUCUUCUACAGGUGAUGGGUUGGCACUAUCAGAAAACAAGGAUCAUGUCUACAUCGUUCCUUUCACAGUUCCAGGCGACAAGGCUCUUGUCAAAGUAGUGCGGCACGUCAAACAACUAUCUUACAGCGUGACGGACUUUCUCAAGAUUAUCGAGCCUGGAUCACAACGACGAGACGAUGCGAUUGGGUGCAAAUACUUUGGCAAAUGCUCUGGCUGCCAGCUUCAGAUGCUGUCGUAUGAGGAUCAGCUGGCCCAUAAGAAACGCAUCGUCGAGAAGGCAUACGCCAACUUCUCCGGCCUCAUCCCGGACCUUAUUCCUGCCAUUGGAGAUACAUUCCCAUCGCCUCAGCAAUAUGGAUAUAGAACCAAACUCACGCCGCACUUUCCUGCACCCAUAGGUGGAAGAAACAAGGAUAUUCCGGAGUCUGAACUUCAAGUGCCACCCAUCGGCUUCACUUACAAAAAUCAACGGCGGCAUUUAGAUAUCGAGGACUGCCCAUUAGGCACGGACAUAAUCCGACAAGGAUACAAGAGCGAGAGAAAGAGGGUAGCGGAAAAUCUGUCCAAGUACAAGAAGGGCGCAACCAUUCUCCUCCGCGAGACCUCCAGUCGCACUCCAAAGGAGGUCUCGGCAGACGCCAAUGACAACUCCGACUCCAAACCAACAGUCCCAAUCACCUACGAGAACAAGAACAAACCCGAGCAAGAAUCUGGCGAUGUCAUCACCAUCGACCGCCCAACCUACACUGAAGAAAAACGGUGUGUAACAGACCAAAACGCAACCUCAGUCGAGUACAUCGACGACUACCUCUUCACCAACAAAGCCGGCGCCUUCUUCCAAAACAACAACUCCAUCCUCUCCGGCUUCACAGAAUACAUCCGCCAACAAUCCCUUGCGCCUAAGACUGACACCUCCACCGCCGCCAAAACCUCCAGCCCCAUAAAAUACCUCCUAGACGCCUACUCCGGCUCCGGCCUCUUCACCAUAACCCUCUCCCCGCUCUUCAAAUCCAGCCUCGGUGUCGACGUAGCGGGCGACUCCAUCAUCUCUGCGCGCGACAAUGCACGUGCAAAUUCGCUACCCAACACCGGCUUCGCCGCCGCCGACGCCGCAACCCUGUUUAAGGACGUUCCUUACCCGGCUGACCAGACGUUACUUGUUAUUGAUCCCCCGCGGAAGGGAUGUAGCGAGGACUUCUUGCAGCAGUUGUUGACGUAUGGCCCGCGGCGCGUGGUAUACGUUAGUUGCAACGUGCAUACGCAGGCAAGAGACGUGGCUGUUAUGGUUCAGGGAGAUCAGAAGAAGGGGCUGAGAUAUGAUAUUGAAAGUAUUCGCGGAUUUGACUUUUUCCCGCAGACGGGCCAUGUGGAGGGUGUGGCUGUUUUGAAUAAGGUUGCUAUAUAG
Messenger RNA from Aspergillus versicolor CBS 583.65, 1632 nucleotides. RefSeq names its product tRNA (uracil(54)-C(5))-methyltransferase. Gene Ontology annotation, molecular function: tRNA (uracil(54)-C5)-methyltransferase activity, S-adenosyl methionine-dependent. The record is from RefSeq and is a predicted model, not a curated record. Gene Ontology annotation, biological process: tRNA processing. The transcript has a single exon. The coding region runs from base 1 to 1632 and encodes 543 amino acids. NCBI's taxonomy places the organism in Eukaryota, Fungi, Ascomycota, Eurotiomycetes, Eurotiales, Aspergillaceae.